AUGUUGACUUGUAAUCACCCAGUUCCUCCGAAUCGGUACAACGAUAGGGCGGAGGUCCUUUUACGACUUACAGGUUUUUAUCAUGCAUCGCAGAUUGGGGUAGUGCAGUGUCAGAAAGCAUUGGUGAAUGCUCUGAUCGAACGUUGGCACCCGGAAACACAUACGUUUCACCUUCUCAUUGGUGAAUGUGCCGUGACUCUUGAAGAUGUGGCUCUAAUUCUUGGUCUUCCCACUGAUGGUCUUCCAGUCAUAGGGAUGACAAUGAGUAGUUUUGAAGCGUUGGAGGUGGAGUGUUUGAUUCAAUUUGGAGUUGCACCGCGUAAGUCGGAUUGUAGAGGUAGUUGCAUAAAACAUACCUGGCUGCGGGAUCUAAAAGAAAAUUUAGAGUUGACUGAUGAUAUCAGUAUACAGAGGUAUGUGAGGUGCCAUAUUAUGUUGCUGAUCGGGACGAUCUUGUUUGGGGAUAAGUCUGGGGCAGGUGUGCACUGGAAAUUUCUACCCUUGCUACGUGAUUUUGUUAGUAUUGGACAAUAUAGUUGGGGAGCGGCAUGCCUAGCACACCUCUACAGGGCGUUAUGCAGGGCAUCUCGUUUUAACUGCAAGGAAAUAGAUGGUCCACUAACGCUUCUACUCGGUUGGGCUUGGAUCAGGCUACCAUAUCUAUCGCCGCUACCUAGGGAACCCCGAAGUUUUUCACUAGCAAACAGGUGGCGGAACUGGGAGCGUGGUGAUCAACGAUAUAGAUAUCUGAAGUUAGCUCACUUUAGGAAGGCAUUCGAUGAACUUCAGGAAGGGCAGUUUGUUUGGGUUCCUUAUGCUGCGGAUCACGUGGAUCCGAACAUCAUUCCUCCUGAAAUUUACAUGCAGUCGGUUGUCUGGAGCGCUACAGUUCCGUUGGUAUCAUUUGAAUGUAUCGAGUGGCAUGCUACCGAUAGGUUUAGGCGACAGUUUGGUUUUGUUCAAGGACUACCUAAUCAGGAGCGGAAUCUAGAAAAGGCGCAUGGAGAAGUCCUGACUAGUCCCAAGAAUCUUAACUGGGCCACGGCACCGAGUCAUUCAAUUUGGGUGAUGCAUUGGUCAAACAGGUAUAACUACGUUCUAUCUGAGCUUCCCAUGCCUUCACAGCAUCCAUUAGAUAGUUACAUGCAUUGGUACCGAUCAAAAUUUGGGGACCACUUGAACUUGUCAAAUCUUGUGGGUCAAGAGAAUGAUGAAGGUGAUCAGGAUAUGGAUGAGGGUGAUCAGGAUAUGGAUGAGGAUAAUCAGGAUACCGAUGAGGGUAGUUAG
Messenger RNA from Arachis ipaensis, 1287 nucleotides. Its product is annotated as serine/threonine-protein phosphatase 7 long form homolog. NCBI's taxonomy places the organism in Eukaryota, Viridiplantae, Streptophyta, Magnoliopsida, Fabales, Fabaceae. The record is from RefSeq and is a predicted model, not a curated record. Gene Ontology annotation, biological process: meristem development; meristem maintenance.